Molecule: messenger RNA, 1323 nt
Organism: Anopheles maculipalpis
Lineage: Eukaryota; Metazoa; Arthropoda; Insecta; Diptera; Culicidae
Product: protein 60A-like
Exons: 8
Coding region: 4-1323 (439 amino acids)
Biological process (GO): BMP signaling pathway; SMAD protein signal transduction
Cellular component (GO): extracellular region
Molecular function (GO): growth factor activity; cytokine activity
Source: RefSeq, a predicted model, not a curated record
GGUAUGGGUCGUGCAUUAGGGUUAGCGUUGAUGGUGUGCUUGUUAGGGUGUUGCUGGUGGAGGCCAACCGAGGCCACGGCUGCGACGACAACGACGGCGACGACGCUGUCCGGAAUUUACGUCGAUAACGGCGUCGGUCAGACGGUGCUGGAGGAUGCACUUUCGUUCGAGGAGCAGCAGGAGAUUGAGAAUGAAAUUUUGAACCUGCUCGGGCUUCCGGGACCGCGGCCGGCCGUCCGCCAUCUACAUUCCUCUGUCGGCAAAUCUGCGCCUCAAUUUUUGCUCAAUGUCUACGAUCAACUGCAACAGGAGGAGAGCGAGUCCGCUGGUGCGGGAGCACGGAUACGAAAGGUUCGUAGUACAGACAUGGACAUCCUGAUUACCGAUGCCGACAGGAAAGCAAUUGAUGAGAGUGAUAUUAUAAUGACCUUUUUGAAUAAGAAUCAUCACGGUUCCGAAAUGCGCCACGAGAAGGGACGCCGACUUUGGUUCGGUAUUGCCAACAUCGAAAACGACGUCAGCGUACUGAUGGCCGAACUGCGCCUUUAUCGGAAGCUGAACUUGAACAAGUACACCACCUACAACACGUCUCUGACGUUGACAGUGUACGCGCUUACUGAGCUGAAUGGCGAGAGUGAAAUGACGGAAAUCUCUAGCAUGCAGCUGACGAGCGAUUACGAAGGUUGGCUGGAAAUCAAUGUUACCGGUGCGGUUGAUCUGUGGCUGAAAAACCGACAGGCUAACCAUGGUCUGUACAUUGGAGCGUACUUUGGCGAUCGUGUUGAACGGGAGGUAAAGCUGGAUGAUAUUGGAUUUGUUAGUGCGCGUGGUAGUGAUGAGUAUCAACCAUUUUUGGUGGUGUACGCCAAUAGCCAACAGCAGAUGAUGAAGCCGAUUCUUCAGCGACACCUAACACGCAAUAAGCGUAGUCAACCAGCGCGCAAGCGCAAACCCGGCAAAACCGAACAUCGGCACCCGUUCCAGUAUCACCAUCCGUACGAUCAGCACAAGAGCUGCCGGAUUCAGCAGCUGUACGUUAGCUUCAAAGAUUUGCAGUGGCAUGAGUGGAUUAUUGCACCGGAAGGGUAUGGUGCGUACUACUGCAGUGGCGAAUGUAACUUCCCGCUUAACGCGCACAUGAACGCCACCAACCAUGCGAUCGUUCAAACGCUGGUACACUUAAAUCAUCCUACGAAGGUGCCAAAACCGUGCUGCGCUCCAACAAAAUUGAUUCCAAUUUCUGUACUGUAUCACAUCGACGAGGCAAAUGUGAAUCUUAAGAAGUACAAGAACAUGGUUGUGAAAAGCUGUGGAUGCCAUUAG